AAAGAAAAACACAACCUAACCUAAAUUUUCCAUUAUUCUCAUCUCAAACUCAAUCUUAGAGAAAAAAAUCUAUUUCUCAUUCUCAUCUCAUAUCUGUCUCUUACCAAUCAGCCAUCAGCCAAUCAGUCGAGAUCAGAAUUCAGAAGCGGUCCAUUAUCAGUCUGCGGUUCAGUUUUAAUAACAAAUUUUUACAGUGAUAAAUCUGGUGAAGCAAUGAUAACGCUCAAAGUCAAGACCGUGGUGCCAUCAGGUGAAAACUGUGUCUCAUACCUUGUUCAUCCAGGUAAUCGAAGGAACUCGGCAAUUUUCCCCCUCCACAGUCGAACCACUGCUUAAUUUCUUUCGAUACAGUACCACGACUCCGUCGAUUGAUAUGGCAUCCAGACUUUUACUUCAGAUCCACCAUUCACUCGCCCCAAGAUAUUGUUUCCAUGGCCUGCCUAGCAAAACCGCAAAUUCCAUUAGCGGAUACUUUUCACCAAUCCUAACUUCUUGUCCUCUGCAGAAAUUCUUGCCACGGAUGUGUUUCUCAACUAAUUCCGAAGCUCAGCCUGAAACCCCUAUCAGAACGUCCCUUGAGUCUGUUGAACUCGAGAAUACUUUUGCUGUCAAAGUAUUACAAAAUGGUUGUUUCGGCAUCAAGCAUGCAAUGGAUGCUUUUCCUAAGCUGCGGGACAAUACCACUAUGUUGAACCCUUCUGAAGUACAAAAAAUGGAUUGGUCAGACAGUAUACCAAAACUUCUGGAGCAGUUCCAGUAUAUUAGUGAGCAGCGGAAACCACAAGAGUACUGCCUACUUUCUCAUGAGCUUUUUACGCCUAUGACAGAAGCUCUAAUAAAACGGUUCCCAAACAUGGCAGAUGAAGAAAUUCUCCAAAUAUUGAGGAAUUUAGCUAUGUGGCCCCAUGAUCAUACAAGGAGUGGAAAUUAUUCUCAUCUGACCAAAGCCCUCGAUCAGGAAUGCGUGAUGCGAGUCCGUUCAUGGAAGACUUCGCAAAUCUUAUUAGCAGCUCUUCACUGGUAUUUGAUUGGCAGAGCAAAAUCAAGCGACUGUGUUUAUCUAGGCCUGAAAAAAGUUGGCAGAAAAACUCAUAGGUUAACGAAAUCGCAGUUUGUUCAAUUAAUGUUUUUCUUGAAUGCCUCUCGCUGCCAUCAUCCAAGUGUGAACAUGAUGGAAGCAGAAUGGAAGAUGUACAAAGAAAUUGAUCAAUUUACCAUUCAUGAACUCGGCAUCAUUUGCCUGGGAUUCUUCAAAAGCCAAACAACUAUCAAAGAGCCCAAGCUGGUGGAGGCCAUAAUCGAUCGACUCGCUGAGAAUAUAGAUAUUGUUCAUGAUUUUACUGUGACUGCUAUCCUGAAAUGCAUACGCCACUCAUUAAAAUUUACACACCAUGAUUACUUAGUUGAAAAUCUUAUCCCUGUCCUGGCCGAACGAUCCGACAAAUACCCAUUUGUUGUAUGUGUACAUAUUGCCAGCCUCUUGAACAAAAAUCAUAUUCAGAAUGAUAAAAUUCUGAAAACUCUGGCUCAGAAACUUAAAGAGAAUAUGAAAACAGCUAGAAUCAAGGAGUUGACAGCUGUUGCUGGAUGUCUUUCUGGACUGAACUACAAAUGUGAAGAAAUUCCAAACAUAUAUGAGUUAACUGUCAAUGAAUUCCAGAGCCCUGAUCGGCAGGAUGAAAUCAUGGAGCACCCAAGGCAACUUAGUAUUUUUCUCAACAAAAUGCAGGUUGAAGAACUGUAUCCAGAAGACCUUCUGUCCAAAGCUUUUUCCCACGAAUUCCUUGUCCAUUGUUUUGGUAAGAGAUUCAAUAGGUUUAGUGUGCCCGUUCAUUACUUACAGUUAAGCGAAGGGGUGAAACUAGAGGCUCCCUCAUAUCAAGGGCCGCUACUAUCCCCUGAGUUGGAGGAAAGCAUGAAAGAUAAAGCAGCUUGGUACGUUCCAAAUGAAAAUAGUAGAAUCAAAGCAGAUAAGUUAAUCUAUAGUAUGUACUGUCAACUGAGUGACCUUCUCGGAGGGCAAGAGUAUGCAAAAAUAAUGUCGAUCCUGCCUUCGUUCAUGAAACCUGACAUAAUCUACUGUCUGGAGGAAGAGACAGGAAGGCCUUUACCAAUACCCGAAGAACUUAGGCCUGAUGCAUAUUUGAAAACCACUUUACCAUCAGCUGGAGGAAAGUGGCAUUGUAUCUACGGCACUGGAGAGUUCGGGCAUUGUUAUAAAACUGGAGAACCUGUUGGUUACAUGAGGUUGCGCGAAAGGCUCCUCACCAAAUUGGGCAUCGAACCUCACUUUUGCUUUCUUCCAUUUAUCAAAAUGCUUCCUCUCUCUGAAGAAGAACGGUUGGAUGUUAUCAAGCAAAUCAUAAAUUAUAGCAAAUAUGAGCAGAUUUGGAGGACAAAUAGAUAGUUAUUACAAAUUCUACCACCUGUUCCUUGUCUUUUCACCACCAAAA
Molecule: messenger RNA, 2453 nt
Organism: Bemisia tabaci
Lineage: Eukaryota; Metazoa; Arthropoda; Insecta; Hemiptera; Aleyrodidae
Product: FAST kinase domain-containing protein 5, mitochondrial
Source: RefSeq, a predicted model, not a curated record